GACCGCUCCAACAACAGACGAGACGACGAUAACCCGUUUCUGCUGCCUGCACCGAAACGACAGGUGCCUUGCCCGACUGAAUCGACACGAGUACGAAGAUUACGUACUUGCAACGAUUCCCCAGACCGAUCCCACAGGCAGCACAAGACAUUGCCUCUUCGCCGAUUCCCCUCUUCGACCAGCUCGAGAGAUCAACAGCCCAACAUGUCGACGAGGAAGAAGGUCCUCCUCAAGGUCAUCAUCCUUGGCGACAGCGGUGUCGGCAAGACGAGUCUGAUGAACCAAUAUGUCAACAAGAAGUUCAGCGCCAGCUACAAGGCGACCAUCGGCGCCGACUUCCUGACGAGGGAGGUCCUCGUCGAUGACCGACAGGUGACAAUGCAGCUUUGGGACACUGCCGGCCAGGAGCGCUUCCAGUCCCUGGGCGUGGCUUUCUACCGUGGUGCCGACUGCUGCGUGCUCGUGUACGACGUGAACAACUCCAAGAGCUUCGACGCCCUUGACAGCUGGAGGGACGAGUUCCUGAUCCAGGCCUCGCCGCGGGAUCCCGACAACUUCCCCUUUGUCGUUCUUGGCAACAAGAUUGAUGUCGAGGAGAGCAAGCGUGUGAUCUCGACCAAGCGUGCCAUGACGUUCUGCCAGUCCAAGGGUGGAAUCCCUUACUUCGAGACCAGUGCGAAGGAGGCCGUCAACGUCGAGCAGGCUUUCGAGGUGAUCGCACGCAAUGCGCUGGCUCAGGAGGAGUCGGAGGAGUUCAGCGGCGACUUCCAGGACCCCAUCAACAUCCACAUUGGGGACGAUCGCGAUGGCUGUGCCUGUUAA
Molecule: messenger RNA, 822 nt
Organism: Verticillium alfalfae VaMs.102
Lineage: Eukaryota; Fungi; Ascomycota; Sordariomycetes; Glomerellales; Plectosphaerellaceae
Product: GTP-binding protein ypt7
Exons: 7
Coding region: 205-822 (205 amino acids)
Biological process (GO): regulation of vacuole fusion, non-autophagic
Cellular component (GO): fungal-type vacuole membrane; phagocytic vesicle; late endosome
Molecular function (GO): GTPase activity; GTP binding
Source: RefSeq, a predicted model, not a curated record